Messenger RNA from Hansenula ciferrii, 636 nucleotides. It is a transcript of the gene VMA22, whose product is annotated as Vma22p. The transcript has a single exon. Lineage: Eukaryota; Fungi; Ascomycota; Saccharomycetes; Phaffomycetales; Wickerhamomycetaceae. The record is from RefSeq and is a predicted model, not a curated record. The coding region runs from base 1 to 636 and encodes 211 amino acids. Gene Ontology annotation, cellular component: extrinsic component of endoplasmic reticulum membrane; Vma12-Vma22 assembly complex. Gene Ontology annotation, biological process: vacuolar proton-transporting V-type ATPase complex assembly.
AUGUCUAAAGAACCAGAACUAAAUGAGAAAUUAUCACAAUUAGAACUCUCAGAUGAUUUAUUCCCACAAUACGAAAGACCAGACCCAGAAAAAACUGGUUCAAAAGAAGCAUUAAUCAUUGAUUACUUGGAAACAUUAGAUAAUUAUACUACAAGACAAGAACAAUUAAAUAAUGAAUUAAAAGAAGGAUAUAUCCAAUUAUCUAGAGCUAAUUAUGUCAGUCAUAGCUUGAGUAAACCAUACGGUAAGGAUUAUUGGGAUGAAAGAGUGAAAGCUAUACGGAAAGUUGCCAUUGGUGAAGAAUUUAAGAUUGUUGAUGUUGAUGAUGUUUCGAAAAAGGAAAAUAAAGAUAAAGUUGGAAAUAUAAGGAAUAGAAAGCAAAAAGAGAAUGAUGAGAAGAAGGUGAAGGAAGUUAAAGUUAAGAAAUAUAAUCCUAUAAAUAUGUUUGGUGUUUUAGUUCCAUUACAGUUACGUCAAUCUCAAUCAAAUUUUAUUAAAGGAUUGGAUCAUAUAGUGGAAGUAGUUAAUUUAAGAAAUAAAUUGGAUCAAAUAUCAGAAAAGAUUGAGAAAUUGGAUAAAGAGGUGGAUAGACAAGAUAAUAAAGAAGAGAAUGAAACAAAUCCUGAUGUCAAAUAA